Phytomonas sp. EM1 is the source of this 1428-nucleotide messenger RNA. Lineage: Eukaryota; Euglenozoa; Kinetoplastea; Trypanosomatida; Trypanosomatidae. The record is from the annotation of a GenBank genome assembly.
AUGGCUAAUAACGACGAAUGGAAAGGAGCGAGAUUCAGAGAUGCAGAGGACCAUUCUGAAGAAACUAACGCACUUUUGGAAAGAGUGAAUUCAGCCUCAAUAGCUGAGCUUUUGAAAACCUCCGGUAAGACUGUUGAUGAAUUUGUCGACGAAAUUUUGGCGCUAGAGAAAAAAUGCCGCCUUGGGGAGGACGUUGCCUCUACGCGAAGGCUUGCAGUUGAGGCGCUGCGCAUACACCGUGUGCAGAAGGAUGUGGGAAAAAUGCUCACUUUACUCGACACCCUAAUGAAAAGACGAGCUCAAACGAAGCAGGUGCAAAGUGCUAUGAUUGCCGAGUGUGCUGUGGUCCUCCAUGAUGGUUCUCUUGAACCUGAGAAGGAAGAGGAUGUCCUUGAACGUCUAGCACAUGUUACCGAUAACAAAAUACACGUCGAGUUGGAGCAUACUCGUUUCACUAUUGAGCUCGCGAAGCUCCACGAGGCGCGUGGUCUCAAGCGUUCCGCGUGCGACAUGCUAUCAGCUUUACAUGUCGAAACGAUUACGAAUAUGCCACGUCUAGAGAAGCUGGAUGCGCUAAACCGGCAGAUUCGCCUUUGUCUUGAGUUGGAGGAUUAUGAGCAUACCCCUCUUGUUUCGCGAAAGAUUAAUCAUUCCGCGCUACGUCGGGAGGAGGCCAUGGAACAGAAAUUGGUUUAUUUUUCACUUAUGCGCCAAUACUAUGCGAAGAAAGGUUCCUAUUUUAAUUUAGGGCGUUGCUGGUAUGAAACUUACCUCACUCUUACUGACGCCAAACAAAAGCUUGAAGCCUUAAGUAACAUGUUGGUGCACUACCUCAUUUCGGAGCAUUCAACUGUGAAGGAAAUUGAGGACAUGGCCGAAUGCACGGCAUUUUCUCCCGCCACGAAAAUGCGAGACCGAGUAACCGCACUCUCAGAAAUAUCCGAAACACUCAAAAGUAAUUUAGAGGAUUUACCAAAUUUGUAUCUUCUCCUUAAACGGUUCAACAGCAUUGACGUGAUCAGGGAGAGAAUUAAAAAGGAAGUGGAUGAGAUAUGCGCCACGCAUCCAGAGCUGAAAGACUACCCAGAGCGCCAAGAGUUGCUUCUCAAUCGAUCUAGCGAGCAUGAUUUGAUGGUUAUCUCACGUUUCUAUACCCGCAUUCCUCUCUCACGGCUUUCAGAGCUGGUCGGACUCUCACAAUCACAUACCGAGUCGUUUAUCAUGUCGAUGGUGUCUAACAAGACGCUUUACGCUAAGAUAGAUCGCGUGGAUGGACUUGUGGUGUUUGAACCGCCCCAAAAUACAACUGAAGUGAUGGCAUCGUGGAAUGAGGCGGUGGAGCGCAGUGUUGCACUUCUAGAUAAGGCGUCACAUCUCAUAACCAAAGAACGGAUGCUGCAUAAUUUACCCAAAUAUACUGCGAGUUAG